This is a messenger RNA of Trichogramma pretiosum, 2328 nucleotides long. Its product is annotated as zinc finger protein 37-like. The record is from RefSeq and is a predicted model, not a curated record. Gene Ontology annotation, molecular function: DNA-binding transcription factor activity; RNA polymerase II cis-regulatory region sequence-specific DNA binding; protein binding. The coding region runs from base 193 to 2328 and encodes 711 amino acids. Gene Ontology annotation, biological process: regulation of transcription by RNA polymerase II. Lineage: Eukaryota; Metazoa; Arthropoda; Insecta; Hymenoptera; Trichogrammatidae. The transcript has 5 exons.
UCUUACCGAGUUGGUGUACAACUCAUCGUUGUACAAAACUGUCUACGCUCAGUCGCUAUUGAUCGUUUCAUGCUGUAAGAAGUGUUUACAAAUAAUAUCCGUACACGUUUGUUGGUGAAAAUUAGAUACGGUGUUGGCUACUCGAGGCAUCUAAUUUUGAAUAAUUUCAAGAUAAAUUAUAAUAACGAAGCGAUGGAAAGCAGAAAGGAUUUAGUUAGCAUUAAAGAGGAGCCUCGUGACAAUUGGGAAGAUGUUGCCAACGAGAGUGUCGAUCCGGGGGUCUCGGUCAAAACCGAAAACUCUGAUGAAUCAUCGGCAAAUCCCACCAAUGACUGUAUUUCGUCGCAGCAGAAGAAAGAUGAGGAUAUUCUGAUAGAUUGCGAGAGCGUAUUGGUAAAACAGGAACAUAAGCCCUCAUUGACGACCAUCUGCCAACCUACUGUAAAGGAAGAAGAUCCGACAAAUGACUCGAAUGGAAAAAGGCUUACAAUUUUAAAUAAAAAAGGAUCCGAUUGCGAUAAUAACAGUCAAUUUACGGUGGGAGAAGAAUCGAGUUCAACAAGACAAAUAGAAACGACGAAUAAGGACGAUGGAUCACAUGAAUUAGAAAUUUGCAAAACCGAAAACUCUGAUGAAUCAUCGACGAAUGAAUCAUCGGCAAAUCCCACCAAUGACUGUAUUUCGUCGCAGCAGAAGGAAGAUGAGGAUAUUCUGAUAGAUUGCGAGAGCGUAUUGGUAAAACAGGAACAUAAGCCCUCAUUGACGACCAUCUGCCAACCUACUGUAAAGGAAGAAAAUCCAGCAAAUGACUCGAAUGGAAAGAAGCUUACAAUUUUAAUUAAAAAAGACUUCAAUUACGAUAGUAAUCGUAAAUUUACCAGAGAAGAAGCAACUUCAGCCCGACAAAAGAAAACGACACGCAAGGGCAGUAGACCACUUGAAUGUGAAAUUUGUCACAAAUCGUUUAGAUACCCAUCUAUUCUUAAAGGGCACGUGAAUCAAGUACAUGAUAAAAACAAACCCUUCCAGUGUAACAUUUGUCACAAAUCAUUUUCAUGCAAGCGUAAUCUAAAUAGACAUACAAGCACAGUACACGAUCGUAGCAAACCUUUUGAGUGUGAGAUUUGUCACAAAUCAUUUGGACAAAAAGAUCACCUCACUACACAUGUAAAUACAGUACAUAAUCGGAGCAAACUCUUUGAGUGUGAGAUUUGUCAUAAAUCAUUUGCAGAAAAAGGUAACCUGAAUAAACACAUGAAUUCAGUACAUAAUCGGAGCAAACCCUUUCAGUGUAACAUUUGUCACAAAUCAUUUUCAAACAAGGGUGAUCUAAAUAAACAUACAAGGACAGUACACGAUCGUAGCAAACCUUUUGAGUGUGAGAUUUGUCACAAAUCAUUUGGACAAAAAAAUACCCUCACUACACAUGCCGUAAAAAACAGGAAGGAAGAAUCAGUAUAUUUCGCGGUCCGCAGUGGUUACACGGACGAGCCAGAGGUAGACGAGGACGGCAAGCCUCAGUUGCGUUGUACUACUGCAGUGCACUGGGCAGCUCGAAAAGACUGCAACUCCAUCAUUCCUAAACUUUUUAAAAUAUACAACAGAUUCGACGUGAAUUACACCGUCGAAUCUGGAUACACACAUUUCCACGUGGCCAGCAAGUACGGCCUCGACGAUGUAAUUAAGAAAUUCCUCGAGCUCGGACAGGAUCCCAAUUGCAUCGUACCAGAAACAGGUGACUCGUCACUACACUUGGUUCUAAAUCAGGACUUUCGGGUCAAGAAGCUGAUGGAGUUGCUGCUGAGACACGGUGCCGACCCGAAUUCGGCCAAUAAGGAGGGAUUGACACCUUUGCACAUAAUUAGCGACAAUUCUCGAUUGAUAAAGACAUUUUUCGAAAUCACCGAUGCGAAUCAUCUAACGAUAGAGAUCGACGCAAAAGACAAGUUGGGUCGGACACCCCUUCAAUUGGCCGUAGUGAGGCUCUUUCCCGAUAUUGUCGACGUAAUCUUGGAUCGUGGCGCUGAUCUAUCGAGCUUCGUUUUCCCAAAAGAGAAUUAUUUCGGCCUGCGAUAUGAAAAUGUUAGUUGGCCAUAUUUGAUUUUUAUGCUGGUGUUUCCCGCUCUGACCAUCGUCGAACUUCUCGAGAAAAGAGGAUACGAACUGAAACGAAGGGACGCCUUGACGAUCAUAAAAUUUUUCGACAAGAACGAAAUUUUCAAAAAGCUAGUGCAUCAUGUUGAAGGUUUGCGCGAGAAGGAAAAAUUCAUGGAAUUGGCCAAAAAAUAUAGGUUCAAUUCAAACCUGUUGUUGCACGAGUUGAUUUAG